UGCUGAGGCCUCUCAUUCAAGUGGUUUAUCACAUACACAAAGGAACUUAAAGGAGGAAGGAGAGUAACAAAUAAAGAAAAUGGCUUCCUCAAUGCUCUCCAACGCCGCUGUCGCCACUGCUGCCGUCAGCCGUAACACCGGUGCUCAGGCUAGCAUGGUGGCUCCCUUCACUGGGUUGAAGUCUAUUGCAGCAUUUCCAGUUACCAAGUCUAGCAAUGACCUCUCCUCCCUCCCUAGCAAUGGUGGAAGAGUCCAAUGCAUGCAGGUAUGGCCACCUCUUGGCAAGAAGAAGUUCGAGACCUUAUCUUACCUCCCACCUCUCACCACGGAGGCAUUAUUGGGUGAAGUUCAAUACCUUCUCAACAAGGGAUGGAUUCCUUGCUUAGAAUUUGAAGUCAAAGACGGAUUUGUGUACCGUGAACACAACAAUUCUCCAGGGUACUACGAUGGUCGCUACUGGACCAUGUGGAAAUUGCCCAUGUUUGGGUGCACUGACCCAGCUCAAGUGGUAAACGAGCUUGAGGAGGUCAAGAAGGCUUACCCUCAAGCUUUCGUUCGUAUCAUUGGAUUCGACAAAAAUCGUCAAGUGCAAUGCAUCAGUUUCAUUGCCUACAAGCCUGAAGGCUACUAAGUACCAUAUUUGAUUCUUUUUUGUAAUCUUGUUAAUUCGUUGAAUUUCAUUAUGUACUUUGAAAGAUUUGUUCCUUGAAUUAUAUCCAAGGAAAAACACAUUUGUGAAGGGCUCUGCUUAAUUGUUGAGUUUUAUCAUUGUGGAAAAAUUAGCAAAUUUUCUCUGA
Messenger RNA from Beta vulgaris subsp. vulgaris (sugar beet), 797 nucleotides. Its product is annotated as ribulose bisphosphate carboxylase small subunit, chloroplastic 6. Lineage: Eukaryota; Viridiplantae; Streptophyta; Magnoliopsida; Caryophyllales; Amaranthaceae. The transcript is spliced from 3 exons. The coding region runs from base 80 to 631 and encodes 183 amino acids. The record is from RefSeq and is a predicted model, not a curated record.